Messenger RNA from Capsaspora owczarzaki ATCC 30864, 4231 nucleotides. RefSeq lists its product as hypothetical. Lineage: Eukaryota; Filasterea; Ministeriida; Capsasporidae. Gene Ontology annotation, molecular function: protein binding. Bases 145 to 4131 code for a protein of 1328 amino acids. Gene Ontology annotation, biological process: regulation of transcription by RNA polymerase II. The transcript has 4 exons. The record is from RefSeq and is a predicted model, not a curated record.
CAACAUCAACCCAAACCCCACCUUUCUUUGUUUUGUGUUUGUUUUGUGUCCUGUAUUUUGUUUCACGCUAGCAUCCCUUCACUCUAUUGCGUACUUCUGGCCCAGCAUUUUGUUGGGUUGGUUUUGUUCGUUUUGUCAGCGACAAUGAAGGCUCCCGCCACACCCAAGGCUGUGUCCGCAGCUGCGGGGAUGCAGAGCAAGACGCUGACACCCGCGGCCACCAGCAAGAUUUUGGCGCCAAUUCAAACACCUUCGCUCAGCCGAUUGCCAUCGACUGCAUCUUCAUCGUCCGCGCCCGUGCCGGUCGUGCCGAUGGCGAUGGACGUAACAAUAGACGGCGUCGCUACGCAGACAGAUACAGCCGUUCCGUUGGCACUGAUCACCGAUGUCGAGGCUGACACCUUGUUUGGCGAGCAAUGGCGCCAACCAGCAGGCACUGGCACGCUGAAUCUCGAUCCACAAGCCCGAUUGCUGACUGCCAAGGUCAAGGAGCUCGCACACUCGGCGGCAGAGGUGGCUGCAGAGGCCUUGCGACAACACCCAACGCCGUCUCGCCGCGUCCAAGUUUCCCGCGAGGUUGGCUGGUUUAAGGCACCGGUGGCGACUCCCGACCAAGACCAAGAUUGCUCGUGCAGUAUCGAGUAUGACAUGGAUGACGAGGACGAGCAGUGGCUGACGCAGUUGAAUGCGUAUCGGCGCCAGUAUGGGCUCGUCACGCUCGACCCGUCAUUAUUCGAGGUGCUGAUGGAUCGCCUCGAGAAGGAGUCGCAUUUCUUGACAACGCCUGGCGCGGCGUCCUUUGCCAAGCCGGCAGCGACUUCCUCGAGUCGCGCCAAGCGAGCCGUCACGUCUGAUGAUGAGGAUGAGCGCAGUGAAGACGACUUGUCGGAGAUUGUUCAACGCAAUGCGCGUUUGAUGCAACAGCGGACCCGCUCUGGCCCUUCCGAGUCCCAAGACUCUGACGGCGAGCCCCUCGAUGAGAACGACGACGACGCUGUUUGCUGCGUGUGCCUGGGCCCGUCACCGGCUCCUGGAAACGAAAUUAUUUUUUGCGAUUCGUGCAACAUGGCCGUGCACCAGAACUGCUAUGGCGUACCAUACAUUCCCGAGGGCCAGUGGGUAUGCCGUCGGUGCAUUGUCUCCCCAUCCAAGCCGGUCGACUGUGUCUUGUGCCCCAACAAGGGCGGCGCUUUCAAGCAAACAGUCGAUGGUCGGUGGGCUCACAUUGUUUGUGCCAUGCUGGUUCCUGAGACUGUCCUGGGCAACACCGUGUACCUCGAACCGAUCGAUGGCGUGCAGCAUAUUCCCAAGGCUCGGUGGACUUUGAAGUGCUACCUGUGUGGCAAACGAACGGGUGCUUGCAUCCAAUGUCACAAGCCCAAUUGCUACACCUCAUUUCACGCAACCUGUGCCCAGCGUGCCGGUCUGCAUUUGCAUUUCGCCCAUCUGCAUUCCGACGAGGAGGACGAAGAGGAAGAAACACCUUCCGACCGUCGGCGCAGCCAGCACGUGUCCUCUUCUGCGCGUAAACGCCGCAACUCGUUCCUGGCCGAGCAAGACAACUUUGCCUUCUGUGAUCUUCACACUUCAAAGCCUGGCUCCUCCUCUUCCAAAGAGGAAGCCAGCAGCGACAGCGACAGCGAGUCCGUCCAGCCCGAUUCAGACCAAGACGACGAGGAAAACGACGACGACGACAACGAAAACCAAGGCGAUGACAUUGACAUUGAAGAUACGGACAACGAGUCCGACGAUGACGAUGAGAGUUUGUCCGGAGACGAUGAUGAUGAUGAGGACGAUGAUGAUGAGGACGAGGACGACGAGGACCUGGAAGAUGAAGACGAGGACGAACACAGCGACGACGAGUCGGAGGAUUCUGCUAACGAAACCGAGAACGAUAUCGACGACGCCGACGACGAGCAAGACGUCUUCUCCCAGAAAGCGCAGCAGCGCGCAAGGAAACAGCAAGCGCAGAAAAAGCAGAACGCGUCAAGCGCAGUCUCGCGCUCGCAAGGAGCUCGCAAACCAGCACCUGCAGACGAUUUCAAACGGCGGGCGAUGCUUCGAAGGACACGCAGGCUGCUCAAUGCUUCCCAGGAGGUCUCAUCGACCUCGCAUGCAACCAUUUCGCCGCAAGCUGUCAGUCACAUUGUUCGCGAUUACGUUCCCGCGACCAUCACGGACAAGGCUGCCCUGCUUGCAUGUCUCGUCCGGUACUGGCGACUCAAGCGCGACUCGCGAAACGGCAUGCCACUGCUGCGACGGCUGCAAGUGUACCGACCAGUGCACGAGAAGAGUACCGACGUCGCCAACAGUUCCGUGGCAGCAUCGAAGUCUGCCCCGCAACCGACCGCGUCUAAAGCAAAGAACCCUGCUCAGUGGAACAAGGCAAUGAACGACGCCAAACGAGCCGUGGCCACCGCCGCUGCCGAGUUGGCUGAAGCGGAGGCUGCGAGCAAUUACAACAUUGACGAGGAUGACGAAAUUCGCUACACGCUGCCUCGGCGUGGUCGACCACCGAAAGGGGUGCAUUUUCUUCCACGCACCCCAGUGCGGCAGGCACGCAUGUACGAGCAAGUUCGCCUCGCAGCGGCAGAACGGGCGCGCAUCGCAAACGACAAGCUCUCUGCCCUUCAAAACCACAGCAUGGCCACCGAAAGCGACGACGAUGCCGACAGCGUGAGCACUGUGAGCACGCGACACUCUUCGUCCCAACGCGCGUCAGCCGUAGCUAGCGAUGCAGAGGACGAGCAGGGGCAGGACUCGCAAGAGUCGGAUGCUCUGACGCUAGAGUUGUUGGAUUUCCAGCGGCUGCGACAUGAUCUCGAGCGUGUGCGCUUGCUCAUCGAGCUUGUUCGCAAGCGAGAAAAGUUCCACAAGGAAAAGCUCUUGCUCGAGGCGCGUAUUUGGGAGUACAAGCACUUUCCUGUGCAGAUCGCUUUGCGCCAAGCCAUCAAACUCAUGCUUGAAGCAGACACAAACGGCUGGUACUCUACGCCUGUCAACACGAAAGUGGUGUGGGACUACCUGCGGGUCAUCAAGCAGCCCAUCGAUCUUGGAACCAUCCAGCGCAAGGUCGAGAAUUUUGGCUACUUUACCGUGGACGAGUUUGAAAAGGACGUGCAGCUGUUGAUUUCCAACGCACGGACUUACAACACUCCAGAUUCUGCCUAUCACUCCGAAGCAGUUGCCCUGUGGUACCGAUGCGCUGCCGUGCUGCAGGAAGCUCGCGAGUGUGUCAAGGACUUGCAAGCGUUGCCGAGUGAUCUGAGUCUUCUGUCCGACCCGCUUUAUGCCUUGCAGCAAGAGCUCGAGCGUCGCCGUCUCCAAGCCGAGCAGCAAAACAAUCCCUCUCACGAAUCUCGAAAGCGUCGACUGUCACUCACAAGUGUUCCGCCACCGUUUUCGCCCGCCAGCCCGCCUGUGCCUGAAGAUUUGCUCUAUCGCGUCGUUUGGGCCAAGGCGAAAGGAUUUCCUUGGUAUCCUGGCGAGAUUGUCGAUCGAAACGACCCAUUCAGUAGCGUGAGUGAAGCGGCGCGCGUCAUUCCCCAGUCAGUGGUCGAUCUGCAUCACGAGAAUGAGUCGUCCAUCCUUGUCUGCUUCUUUGACAAGAAACGAUCCUGGUUGUGGAUUGCCCCCGACCAAAUCGCUUGUCUCGGGGUGGACUCUCAAGUGGACAAAAUCAAGCUUGCUUCCUGUCACAAGAGCUCGAUGCGCUCAUCCAUCAAGGAGGCUUUCGAGGUUGCCAAAAAGAUGCAAGUCGACCUCCCAACGCCCAAAAAUUCGCCGCCAGUUUAUGAUUCGGCAACAGCGAGCCAGUCAUCGUCAGCGAGUGUGUUGCGCCCAAUCAAACCGGUUGCACCUCCACAAGCGUCAUCGUCGCCCACUUCUGUGCAGCCAGUUGAGAGUGAAACUCCGAGGAAGCGCACAUUGCGCCAGUCCAACAACAGCGUUAGCUCUGCGACAGACUCUGCCGCUGCUGUUCCGUGGUUUGCAACCCAAAUAGCCGCGGGCACUCCUCCCAGAAAGAAAUUGCGUCCCGAAACGCUUACCUCGGGUAACGCUUGCCCGCGAGAUCCCGGCUGCAAAAAGUUUGCCGGUCACAUUGGUCGAUGUCUAUUUAAGGAGGCUUGAAGUCAACGUUUUCAGCUUCUUUUCCGUCCUGCUGUCGGUUCUUGAAUGCUUGAAUUUUCCUGAUUCUAUUCCACAGCUCCAAUAUAUCUAGUACUAAUUU